Actinia tenebrosa (Australian red waratah sea anemone) is the source of this 982-nucleotide messenger RNA. RefSeq lists its product as uncharacterized. The record is from RefSeq and is a predicted model, not a curated record. Lineage: Eukaryota; Metazoa; Cnidaria; Anthozoa; Actiniaria; Actiniidae.
GUGAGCACAGAAAACCAUAGUGCCGCAAAACAGUUCAUACGAAAGUGCUUAUUCAAAAAUAUGGAUGUCACAGAACGAGUGUGACAAGCCAUACCUUUAAAUGAUCUCGGACAUCUUACAGACAAAGGUCAAGACAAYGAGACGGUUUGCUUAACAUCAUGUUGUCUGAAUCACGAGCGUAAAGAUGUCAGCAGCAAACAAAAUACAAAUCCGUAUCCAAGAACGGGAUAAGCCGUGCUGUUGAGCCUUAAUGGAUCGCAAUUAUUUAUUAAAAGAUGGAAAAAGAGAGAAGGAAGCGGCAGAGACUUCAUUGGAGAGGAUAAGACGAAGCAUUGAGGGCGCUUUAGAAAAAGAAAAAGAAACUGUGCAGAAAGAGGCUGUUAACCGAUACAUAAGAGAUGCUUCGUUAAGAAUGAGUUUGAACCUGCCAAUCAAACCAACAAAAAGCCAUUUAAAAGAAGAUCAAAAUCACGAACAGAAAAACACUUUGAAAGGAAGUGAUUAUAAAUUACCCAGCUUGCAACACGGUGAUGGAUCUCCAAUCAGAAGGCCGGUCCCUGAACUACACAUGCUCAAUACUGAAAAUCCCGCUAGACCAAACACUUCAAAUACCAACAUGUCUAUUGAUACUUUUUCGCCCAGCCCAAAUAAACCAAAUAUACGGCUUCCUCCUAUUAUCAUAGAUACAGGACAGCAGGAAAAAGGUGGUAAAAGAAAACGAAAAAAGGACGAGUCUAAUGAGGUAAAUAAACAAAAGAAAAAGUCCCCAGAAAGGUUUACCGGUAAACCUGCAAAGACACGGUUAGAAAGUGUUUCUCCUACUGAGGAGGAUUUUAAUGUUGUUAUGUGCGGCCGUUCACCUAGAGUAAUUAAUGAAACCAAAGAAUUAUUUGUAUCCAAACAUGGACGCUUUAAAAGCAAAUAACGAAUAUCAGAAGCAUUGAAUUUCGCAUACAGUAAAUCAUACCGUGCAUUUGUACAA